Molecule: messenger RNA, 1071 nt
Organism: Pseudocercospora fijiensis CIRAD86
Lineage: Eukaryota; Fungi; Ascomycota; Dothideomycetes; Mycosphaerellales; Mycosphaerellaceae
Exons: 3
Molecular function (GO): carbon-sulfur lyase activity
Source: RefSeq, a predicted model, not a curated record
AUGGCCGAUAACACACGGACGAUCAAGGCACGCUGCCUUUGCCGUUCAAGUGCACACAGCAUUACUCUUCCUCGAGAUGCCUUCCCGUUGAAAGGUUACAUGUGCCAUUGCAGCUCAUGUAGACAUAUGACUGGAUCUCUGUGUGUCAUGGCCACGUUUCUGCCUGCUUCUUACCGACCAGAGACAUCUCUCGUCGAAAAUCUCACAGCAUAUGUCUUCUCAAAAAGGAUCACGCAGUCCAGAUACUUCUGUCCGACAUGUGGCUGCCAAAUGAUGGCUCGCUGUCUCGCUGAUGGUGACGACCCAAAUUCUCAAGUUACAUGGGACAUAGCAACAGGCACCGUGGAAAAGCUCGACAAUGUGGUUGAAUGGCAAGGCCACGAGCAUUUGCAAGACACUUUAGAUGGAGGCUUCUCUGAUAUGCUUACCGAGGUCGACGGCAAAGUUCUACCAAGAUGGCCAGCACACUUCGGCCAAGGUGAAGAACUACCUCUCCGCUGGCAAUCGCCUUCGAGGCCGAAAAUACAGAGCUCACCGAACGACAAGUUGCAUGCCCACUGCAAAUGUGGCGGCGUCGAGCUGUAUAUCUCACGUCCGUCUGCUCGAUCAGCUGUGGCAAAGAAAGCGUGGCCAGAGCUUCCAAUAUCCCAGACCAAGUUCCUGGGUGGUCUUUGUGCCUGCAAUUCAUGCCGUCUAGCUACUGGAAUGGAGUUCAUACCUUGGGCUUUUGUACCCCUUGUCGACCUUUCGCUGGAUGCUGCGGGCGAGAUUCCAUUUCCAAACGACUGUCAAUUUGGCACGAUCAAGUACUACAAUUCUUCCGAGGGCUGUCAUCGAUUCUUCUGCAAGGUCUGCGGUGCAACUUGUUUCUGGGAUGGCGAUGAUCGAAAGUAUAUCAAAGACAUUGCCAUUGGCCUGCUCGAUGCGCCUGAAGGCACGCGAGCAGAGUCAUGGCUCGGAUGGAGAACCAACAAUUACGGCUACCGUGACGACACCAUCGGUCGAGCAGACAAGUUCACGUUAGCAUGUGAACACGGACUGAAAGCUUGGGAGGCCUCGAGAGAGGGAGAU